CGUUAUAAAGUUGAGGGCAGUGUGGUACAAAAAGCGCGUGGAACGUCCUUGGUUACGUGUAGUGUGUAUUGUACAUGCACAUGUACAUGUACAUUUGUACAGUGUACAUGUACGUGUCAGUCACGUACGUGUGAUUGUCCGUUUCCUAUUAUUGCUGCAGUUAUUCAUAGAAACCGCCCGAGCGAGUGCUCACGGACAACCAAGCCGACCCCCUUGGUAGGCUUGACCCCUAGGCAGGCUUGUCUAAUGUGUGUAUGCACACAAGCACACAUUAUAGUUUAAAGCAGAGAGAAGUUGUGGCUCAUUUACGGAAAGUUCCUCGUCCUAACCUAACCCCAAGAUGGUCGUCUCGGCAGCAGUUGGUGGCGGGGCAGUCACCGGUGUCUUCACCGUCACGGGGACAACGAUCGCUCUGGGGGCAACUGUGUUAGUGCUCGUCGUUCUUCUCGUACUGUGUCUCGGAGGGAGUAGCGGGGGCUUGGGCGCGGAAUCUCCUCCAGUGGCGCCUGGUAAACGAUGUGUCUCUGGCCACUUGGGCAUCAUGACAGGGGCCCAGCCCUCCUGGAUCACUCUCAAUCAGAUCGGGAAGGAGAAGGGUGACGUCAUGUCCUUGAAGGUCGGCCAUUGGGUGAUCAUGCUGAACACCUUCGCGGCCAUCAAAGACGCAGCCGUCAACUUCGUCAAGGAGAUGGGUUCUAGACCAAGUAAUUACACCACCAACUUGCUUAGUGAAAACGGGAAGGACAUUUCUCUGGGGUCGUACGGUCAUGACUGGCUUUUACUUCGAGAAAUGGGCAUAAAAAAUCUCAGGGAGUUUACCGCAAACAAAAAGCUGGAAGAGGUCGUUCAUACUGUCUUGAAGAAGUUGGCGGAGGAUUUGGAUAAGAAAGAGAACCGUCCAGUCAAUGUCAAGGACAUCAUGGUACCGGCGGUGGCUGGUAUUCUAAGCCAUUUGUGCUUUGGUUUCGAUGCCGAUGCCUCCGUUCAUGAUCGCGUCGCCAAGUUGUUCGCAGGCGGUCUGUACAAGUACAUUGUUGGGCCCCGCUUGCCUGUGGACGUCAUCCCGUGCCUGCGGUUCUUCCCCAGCAGUGCACUCCGGGAGGCCAAUGCGACCGUCAACGAACUGAACGGGCUGCUGCGCUCGGAGAUGAAACGACACGAGGAGAGUCUAGACCCAGACAAAACCCGUGACCUGAUGGACGGCAUAAUCAAAUGCAGAAAUCACGCCCGAGAGACUGAACCCGACAAGUACGAGUUCCUCACCGAUACCCAUGUCUACCAAGUUAUCUCCAACUACCUUGGCGGAACCACUGCCGGCUUUCUGGUGACCUCACUGACCGCCGCAGCUCUCCUAGUCAGCAACCCGGAGCAGCAGGAGAAGUUCUCUGCCGCGGUGACCAACGAGGUUGGCGAGGACCGAAUGCCAGGAGUGGACGAUCAGGAGAAGUCGGUGUACGUCCGUGCCGCCAUCGAAGAGAUCCUCCGUUACGCAUGCAUUGCCCCUGUCGGCGUUCCGCACAGAACCACACAGGACUUCACUUUUCGUGGGUUUAAAGUUCCGGCCAACACGGGAGUCUUGGCCAACUUCUACGGCCUUCACUUCAACGAAAAGUAUUGGCCUGAGCCAUUCAACUUCAAGCCAGAACGCUUCAUCGACGAGAGCGGAAACUUCAAAUCAAAUGAGCACAUGUACCCCUUCGGAUUUGGGGCACGUGCGUGUCUGGCUCAGACCCAGGCUCGGCAGAUGAUGUACCUCAUUCUCAGUUGGCUGACUCACCGCUACGCUCUAUGCCGGGUCCCUGGGGAGGAGAACCGAGAUCUGCUCCAGCAAGAUCCGGCCGUGAAAGUUGCGAAGGCUGUAGCACCAUUCAACCUUAUUUUAAAGCGCCGAUUUUAAGGUUUUAUGAGUUCGAAGAGAGGAAAUGCACGACCGAGACAGAACAAAAAACCGCUGAAAAUGCCCCGUUAAUACACCGAACAGUUUUUGACGAGAUACCUUUGCGCCAGGGGCGUAUCCAACUUUUGGUAAGGGGGGGGGGUUAAAUCAAAAGCGAAUGCGGCUCAGUUGAUUUCUAAGGCUUUUGUUGCCAACAUUUUAUGUAAGUAUACCAAUUACUUUCUAUCCUAAUCACCUAUGAAGUAUCAGUUAUUAAAAAAAAAUCGGUCGGAGGCAAGUUGGAUAUGCCACUGCUUUGCGCAGUUUUUCACAAACAGAAAUUGACACCGUAAAAUUAGUGUUCAAAGUAACCAGACGGCUGACUUGUGACAUGUUGAUAUUCUUUUUAGAGGGUUUUGGUUUCGUUUCGUUUUGUUUUUAGGUGUGUUGUUAAGUAGUGUGGCUCGUAGAAUUCAUGGAUAAUAGACCGAUCCAGUAAGCCUUUCCCACUGCGCACGUGGACACUUUACAAGUGCUCUUCUCCAGUACCACACUACAUGUUCCAGCCGCGCGCAUGCAUGGUGGAUUCUUUGUGCACGCAUGUGGGACACAAAUCACGGCUGUGAUUUGUCAGAAGACAAGUGGGCAGGGCUUAAUUAAUUAAUUAAUGGAUCGGUCUAAACAUCAACGGACCGUUUUACAGAAGUGUGCAACUCCGAGCGGCUCCAGUUCAAAAUCACGUUCGAUCUCUGUUCCAUGUGGGUUCCCGAUUGUUCUCAACUUCUCAUAGAGCAUGCGCUCUUCAUGAGCUGCAGUUUACUCUUUUUGUUUCGACGAACUAGUUUUCUUAAUCACUUUAGAAAACGGAUACGUGCUUCGAUUUCAAUCAGGUCUGUAACCUUUUUCUUGCCUGCUGAGGAAACGAAUGUUUUUUUCAGAGUGAUUAGGUCCAUCACAAGUCCUGAUUGCCGUUCACGGUUAUAACGUAACACAUUUUUCUGGAAAGUCGCUCAAUAUUAUUGUUUCAUUUUUUCUUUGGGGACGUAGGACCUCGUUGCAAGUUGAAGACAACUUGGUUGUGUUUUUGACUAGUCUUAUCUAAUCACCGUAAAGUAUUUUUAAAAUAAGAAAAUAUUGAAGUAGUUUUUCUGUCCACCGCCUUAGAAAAUAUUUGACAGUA
This is a messenger RNA of Acanthaster planci (crown-of-thorns starfish), 3056 nucleotides long. Its product is annotated as steroid 17-alpha-hydroxylase/17,20 lyase-like. The record is from RefSeq and is a predicted model, not a curated record. Gene Ontology annotation, molecular function: steroid 17-alpha-monooxygenase activity; heme binding; iron ion binding. Lineage: Eukaryota; Metazoa; Echinodermata; Asteroidea; Valvatida; Acanthasteridae. Gene Ontology annotation, biological process: progesterone metabolic process; hormone biosynthetic process.